This is a messenger RNA of Stegodyphus dumicola, 1711 nucleotides long. RefSeq names its product bone morphogenetic protein 4-like. The record is from RefSeq and is a predicted model, not a curated record. Gene Ontology annotation, cellular component: extracellular region. Lineage: Eukaryota; Metazoa; Arthropoda; Arachnida; Araneae; Eresidae. Gene Ontology annotation, molecular function: cytokine activity; growth factor activity.
CUGACCAUGCGCCAGCGCAUCUGGGCGCUAUUUCUUCUUGCCUUCGUUAUCGCAGGAAUCCAUCUGAAGCUGGCUUCGGCAGUAAAGCUGCAGGAACUUUACAAGGUGAAUCCCAGGAAAGAACAAGUGCAAUCCUUGGAGAAACAGUUACUUAAUAUGCUCGGUCUAGAAUCGAGGCCGCAACCUAAGCGAAAUCUCCCAUUAUCAGAUUAUGUAAAGAAUGUAUACCGCAGAAGAGGUUAUCUAAAGCGAGGACCCGCCAAUUCCAAUACCAUCAGAUGGCUUAGAAGUCAUGAGUCUGCUUUGGGGAAUAACUGCGAUCAACAAAGGGUCCGGUUCAGUUUCGACCUACGGCAACUACCACAGAACGAAGAAAUUUUAGCCGCCGAACUAGUCGUCUAUCGUGAAGAAUUCCCACACUCGGGUAAACCACCCAUUAACAGGAUACAGGUACAUGAUGUGAUUCGUCCUGCAACCCAUAAAACGAACUCAAUCCAGAGGUUGCUCGAUACUAAAGUUUUCAGGAGCUCAAAAAAUGGAAGUUGGGAGAGGUUUGAUGUCCUUCCCGCCAUUCAAAGGUGGCGUUCCGAACCAACAGAAAAUUAUGGACUAUUUGUUGAGUUAGUAAGUUCAUUAAAUGCGACCAAGCCUCAGAAUGUGAGACUAAGGCGUUCCAUUGGAGAGGACCACGAACAUUGGUCGAAAUUUGAACCUUUACUGGUCAUUUAUACCAGAGAUCCAGAUGCAUUAGCUGCCCCAUUUUCCAGGACUAAACGCAGUACACGUAAGCAUAGGCGGAAAGGCCGUAAAGAUAACUGCCGUCGACAUGCGUUGUACGUGGAUUUCAGCGAUGUCGGUUGGAACGAUUGGAUUAUAGCACCACCUGGGUACAAUGCAUAUUACUGCCAUGGGGAUUGUCCUUUUCCUUUGCCAGAUCAUUUGAAUUCCACUAAUCAUGCCAUUGUGCAGACACUGGUAAAUUCAGCUAAUCCAGCGGCAGUUCCUCGUCCUUGCUGCGUGCCGACAGAAUUGUCUCCCAUAUCCAUGCUUUACAGAGACAAGUAUGAAAAUGUAGUUCUGAAAAACUAUCAAGAUAUGGUUGUAGAAGGAUGUGGUUGUCGCUGAAACCAGCUAUCUGGUGCUCCGGCGGAGUAUGAUAAUUAUUCAAAAAUAAUUCCUCAUCAAGCCUUGAAUGGCGAAUAUAGGCAGCUUGAACCCGACUUGUGGUCUUCCAUGCUGUAGCACUCCGAACGUGUCAUUUGCAAACGAAUUUCUGAGAAGAUAGUGUUAUAGGCAAGACGAGUCAUUAUAUUUUUUGAUGAAGAAAGGUUCAUGGGCAUUUGAUUUUCAUGCCCAGAGCAUGAGAUCUUACUAUUUUAUAAUAAUCUGUAUAAGCCGCACUUUUGAUAUUCAUGCAUUAUUAAGUUUUCGCUUUUAUAAGCAAAGUAUAUUCUUUGCCUGACUUUUUUAUAAUCUUUAAUUUACUGUUUUCAUGUAAUUAUUUAAAUUUAAUUAUUAUUCCCAUCAUAUCAAAAAUUUAAUAGUAGAUGAAAUUUCAAUGUAGUAAUAAUUAACCAAAUUUUCACUGUAAUAUAUUAAGAAAAUUUAGUAAGAAUAUUAGGAGAUAAACUUAAUGCGCUUUAAUAAACGUGUGUGUGUGUGUGUGUGAUUAUGGGAAAGCCUCGAGGGCUAUCUGCCUAAGAGGAGGGAU